AUGGCUUUUAAAUUAAAAAAAUUCAAUUUGACACAAGAAGUAUCAGUUCAUUUAGUAUCGGAAAAAACUAUUCCUGUCAAAUUGAAAUUUGAUGAUAAUUUAUUAGAAAUUCGUAAACAACUCUCAAGUAAAAAUGAAAUUAUAAUGGAUGAUGGAGUAUUUUUUGGAGGCAAAGAUGGUCGUCUUAUUUCAUACGAAAGUGAAUCUACGUUGAAUCUAAGGGAUAUAGUUAUCAAAGAGGAUUCGGAGAAAACUUAUCAUCUAUAUUUAAAAAGUUCGAAUGAAUCACAUACCAUCACGAUAAAUUUAAUUUUGGGGAAUAAUGUUUCGGUCAAAGUUGAUAGUUUAUUUGAAAUUCGCAAAGAACUCGUAAAUCAAAAUGAAAUUAAAAUGGAUGAAAAACUAUUUUUUUUAGGUGUAGAUGGUAUUAAAGAUGAAUCCACUUUCAAUAUAGGAGAUUUCGUUAGCAAAGAAGGUCCGGAGAAAACUUAUAAUCUAUAUAUUUGGAAAUUGAAAUUAGGUUAUGGAUAUUCGGGACGUGAUAUGACUUCUUCGAUAACGAAAAAGAGAUCAUUUACGAUGAAGUUUUACCCGGACAACUGCAAAGAUGUAAUAUUUUGUAAAUUAUUAGAAACUAAUUCAUCAAAUGAUUUCUGUUUAGAAUACCAAAAUUAUUUAGAACCAACUGAAGAAUUCAUUAACGAUGUGAAGAAUGUAGAAAAUUCUAAACAAGUUGGAGAAAUUAUUGAAAACUUUGGUCUAUUUAUCCCGACAAAGAUUAUUAUAAGAGGAAGGAUUGGAAGGAUUUCAAAAUUAUAUCAAAAUUUUAUUAAUACUUUUGAACUUUUAACCAAUAUCCCAACAUAUACAAAUUUACGCGAAGUAAUAUUUUCUUCUAUUGGGAAAAGAAAAAUUUAUUCGGGUAUUGAAACUUGUGAGUUUACAUUAAGUAAAAGUAGAAAUCCACUUAUUGGCAAAUUUAAAGAAAUACCAACAAAUAUUUUGAAAUAUAUGGAAAAUGAAAAGGCAGAUUUUAGUAUUUUUGCAACGAUUCGUGAUGAAAAGGAUAUGAGAAAUGAUUUCUUUAACUGCCAGAUCGUUUUUGCUCAGGAUCAAAUUCCAAAUUAUAUUGUCUAUUGUUAUCAAGAAGUUAUUAAACCAUAUCAAUGUGUAUUACAAAUCAAAUAUAUGAUUAUUGGAAAUUAUACAGAAUUUAAUUCUAUAAAAUAUGAUGAAUUAAAUUCUGAUAUUCGAUUAGAAGUUAAAAAGAAAAUUUUUAAUCAAACUGACAUCCCUAAAUUUUAUAAGUGUUCGUUGGAAAUUGAAUCAAAUUCUUCAGAAAACUUUAUUGGAAUUCCUGUGUUAAAAUUAAAAAAUUUAAAUGAAAAUAAUGAAAAUAUUAUUAUUGGACAUCAUUUUUAUACUGGUCCAGAUAAUAUUGUUGGG
This is a messenger RNA of Funneliformis geosporum, 1446 nucleotides long. The record is from the annotation of a GenBank genome assembly. NCBI's taxonomy places the organism in Eukaryota, Fungi, Glomeromycota, Glomeromycetes, Glomerales, Glomeraceae.